UGGAGCAGAUUUAGGGAGCCUCUUUUUUGUAUGUUAUGAACUUUGCUUCAGAUUCCAGGACUGUGGGAUAUUUUAUUCCGUAGAUUGUUCCAAUCACCUCGCUCAAUGUUCGCCACAGCGAGAUUGCUCCCUUGUUAUUACGGCAGUGGUGAUCGACCUCGUUUCUCUCUGCUAGGACAUUUGUGAACCUGGUAAGGUUGAGUGCGAAGUCGUUUCGUUCGCACUGUAGUUGUUUGCAGUAAAUAGUUUUUAGCGUGGCAAAUUUCAGUUAGGUGGAGCUGCAGCAGUUUACACUGCAAAGGAGCAUUGCUUGUCUGCAACGAGCAAGAAUCCUCGGAAGCUUGAGUUUACCGCUUCGGGUGCGUUAUUAAUGGAUGACGUCUGGCCCGCGUCACGCUUUUUCAGCGACGGUUGCAGUUCUCUGUACGAGAGGUCUGUGUUUGAGGGUCCAACUCUGAGGCACUUUCAGCAACAGCAACAGCAGAAGCAGGAGCAGCAACAGCAGUCACUGCAGCAGGUGUUGGAAAUGCUGCAGAAUACAAACCAGCCAUAUCAGCCUCUAGCUCAGCCGCAGCAGCUCCAUCACCAUCACCAGCAUCAGCAACAGCAGCAACACAUGUUCCUUGCUGAUCAUUCACAUGAUUUACCUGACAGCAGGUUUUCCUCACAUUCCCUCCCUGAGGAGUCCGGAUCCAAAAUUUCCCACAUGCUACCCGCAUCAUCGGAAAUGUCGACGUUCCCUUUGGCCCAGUCCCGGCAGAUAAUGCCCGGCUUAGAACCCUCCGGAUUAAAUUCUUCAGGCAGGCUCGAUAACUCUGGACGAUUCUCUUCGUCUGUAGGCUACGAUCCUUCUGACAGGCUUGAAUCGUCUGACAGGUUUGAGUUGACAUCUGCCGUCGAACAUGACAUUGCUGGGUUCGACUGCGCCGUGGAACAUAACAUCGCUGGAUUCGAUUCCUUUGAGAGAUCGACGGGACCAUCCGAGAAUGCUCUUCCGGCUUUACAGGGGUCUCAUGAGGCUAUUCUGCCUGACACUGGACACUUAAUGAUGGUGGACAUCCAAGAUUUCUGCUGGGUGAACGAGAAUUAUUGUGUCAGAGUGCAUGUUCCGUUUCCAGGCGUGGACGCCCUUCCGCCUUCGUACAUAACGUCUUCAUUCACUAUAAGCUCAUUCUGCUUGCUGAUAAGGGGUCUUCACGAUAGUGUAUGCUAUCGUCUUGCACUAGACAGUCUGUAUGGGGAGAUUCAGCCUAACCUAUGCUGUCACAUGGUGCACAAGGACAAGAUUGAGAUUGCUCUGUCAAAAGUCACUUCAGGGCCUUCUGAUGGACCUGACACGGAUAUCUUCACAUGGUUCAGCCUCAGAUUGUAACACCCAAGGUAGAAUUAUAGUUGUAUGAUUCAGCAUCUGAUGCAGAUUGUGUAUAGAUGUGCAAACGAUAGUUAAGUACGUUCCCCUUUUCCAAACCAUAAUGCUGCAUGAGUUGCAGUUGUAGCGUAGCAGUAGCCAGGUAGUGACAAAUGCCCCACAAUGUAGGAUUGGAUGAGAUGGCAUUCACAUCAAUGAUGGCUUUACAUCGGCACCCCAAAGAGCGGCAGGACGAACACCCGCCUCAACGCCAGCACCCCCAGAGGCCAAGAGCGGCGGCGGCAGCGGCGGCGACGGCGGCGGCGGCGGCGGCGGCGGAAGCGGCGGCGGCGGCGGCUGCGGCGGAGUCGGCGACGACGACAGUGGAGGCAGAGACACCGGGGAAGGGGGACGCGGCAAGGACGGGCCGGGGGUACCACCAGAGUCAGCAGACUCCUCAACGGGGACAACCGACGGGAGGGGAGUGAU
This is a messenger RNA of Closterium sp. NIES-67, 1837 nucleotides long. NCBI's taxonomy places the organism in Eukaryota, Viridiplantae, Streptophyta, Zygnematophyceae, Desmidiales, Closteriaceae. The record is from the annotation of a GenBank genome assembly.